Messenger RNA from Melanaphis sacchari, 777 nucleotides. Its product is annotated as CAX-interacting protein 4-like. The coding region runs from base 1 to 777 and encodes 258 amino acids. The record is from RefSeq and is a predicted model, not a curated record. The transcript has a single exon. NCBI's taxonomy places the organism in Eukaryota, Metazoa, Arthropoda, Insecta, Hemiptera, Aphididae.
AUGACAAGGAACAAGUCUUCGGUGCCAACAGACGGCAACGAUCGUGAAGACGAUCGUCACAAUACAGUAGACAAUCCGACAGACGCGUUAGUAGGCGGUUCACGGACUAAUGCGAGCAUCGGCGGCGUUGUCGAAAUGAAACGAGGCCGUCGGUCGCGCAGCCGCCGAUCUAAGCGUAGGUCCAGGAAGUCGCGGAGUGGUCGCAGGCGGUCGAGCGGAACCAGAGGCGCGGACGAAGACGAGCAGGACAGUGGGGAGGAGGACUUGUCGGAUUAUACCGACCAGGAUCAGGACGACUACGAUGACGACGCGUCCAUGGACGCCGACGAUGAAACUGCCGAUGCGUCCGGCCAUAGGAGAAGAAGGGGUAGGAGGAGUAGAAGCCGGAAAGGUAGACGGUCGUCGUCUAAGAGAAGAAGACGAAGGAGGAUCAGUGGCCGACGACGUCAGGCUGCGGGUGACAACGAUGAGAACGCUGCGGUCGUAGAUAUGCAAGACCUCGCAUCGUCGUCCGACGACGUCGAAAUCACGAACGCUCGGAGAGGCCGUCGACGCCGUCGCCGCAGUAAUCGGAGGAGAAGGAGGUCCUCGGGUGGGCGAACGAUGCGCAGGCAGAGAAGAGUCCUCGCCGAAGAGUGUGGCGAGUCCACUGACGGCGAAUUAAGUUUAUCCGAUGACGCAACGCCAUCGAACGACUUAUUGAUAUCUACUAACCGCGGCGCUUCGAGUUCCCGAAAAUCUCGACGCCGUUCUGAUGGAAAAUCACAAAAGUCCUGA